ACAACAAUUUUCCCCAAUUGACAAUAUGAACAAUUUUUUCUUGGCCAGCACUUUACUGUCCCUUUUGACCCCUUAUGAAACUUUUAGAAGCGUGUCAGAGUGAGCUUUGCUGCCUGGUUUUUCAGCCUUUUGUCUCUCCCAGUUCCAGCGAGGGCUUCGGCGUGGCGGGGAAGAUCCUGCUGCUCUCCUUCAUCUCCGCCGUCAUCCUCAUGGCCAUCCUGGGCAACCUGCUGGUCAUGGUGGCCGUGUGCAGGGACAGGCAGCUCAGGAAAAUCAAGACCAACUAUUUCAUUGUUUCCCUGGCCUUUGCUGACCUGCUGGUGUCGGUGCUGGUGAUGCCCUUUGGAGCCAUCGAGCUGGUCCAGGACAAUUGGGUCUACGGGGAGAUGUUCUGCCUGGUGAGGACAUCCCUGGACGUGCUGCUCACCACAGCCUCCAUCCUGCACCUCUGCUGCAUCUCCCUGGACAGGUACUAUGCCAUCUGCUGCCAGCCCCUGGUGUACCGGAACAAGAUGACCCCGCUGCGCAUCGCUGUGAUGCUGGGAGGCUGCUGGGUCAUCCCCACCUUUAUUUCUUUCCUCCCUAUCAUGCAAGGCUGGAACAGCAUUGGCAUCAUUGAUCUGAUCCAGCAAAGACAAUUCAACAAAGCCUCCAACUCCACCUACUGCAUCUUCAUGGUGAACAAACCCUACGCCAUCACCUGCUCCGUGGUGGCUUUUUACAUCCCCUUCCUGCUGAUGGUGCUGGCCUACCACCGCAUCUACGUGACGGCGCGGGCACACGCGCGGCAGAUCCGGCUGCUGCAGCGGGCAGGGAACCCCCAGGAGCCACGGGAGCCACGUCCAGGAGACCAGCACAGCUCCCACCGCAUGAAAACCGAGACCAAAGCUGCCAAGACCCUGUGCAUCAUCAUGGGCUGCUUCUGCCUCUGCUGGGCCCCGUUCUUCGUCACCAACAUCGUGGAUCCCUUCAUAAACUACACGGUGCCCGGCAAGCUGUGGACGGCCUUCCUGUGGCUGGGCUACAUCAACUCGGGCCUGAACCCUUUCCUCUACGCCUUCCUCAACAAGGCUUUCAGACGUGCCUUCCUCAUCAUCCUCUGCUGCGGCGACGAGCGCUACCGCCGGCCCUCCGUGCUGGGCCAGAGCGUGCCCUGCUCCACCACCACCAUCAAUGGCUCCACGCACGUGCUGAGGUACAAGGUUUUACACAAUGGGCACCACCAGGAACAAGAGAAGCUUCCCAUCCACGCUGACCCCGAAUCCCAAGAGUCCUGUUUCUAGUCCUGGGCCAGCAGAGGAAGAGCAGAUCCCUCCAGGAUAUCCCAAGGACUCGAACAUUCCUCCACCUGCACUGUCGUGGUGCCUCCUGCAGCGAAUUCCCAGCAAUGUGCAGCGGUGGGAGCUGGGGAGGGUCAGCACUGCUGUCCCUGUCCCUGUCCCUGUCCCUGUCCCUGCAGGGGCAGCUGGAGCACAGCUGUGCCAAGCCCUGCUCCAGGAGCACAGGCAGGACACAAAACAGCUCCAAACCAGCCGUGCAGGGGCUCCUGCUGCUCCUUUCCUGCUGCUCCUUCAUUGCCAGCUCUGCUCCCCCUGUCCCGGAGGUCUCAGGCCGUGCCUGGGUGGCUCUGAGCUGCUCCAUCCCUGCUGCUCCUGCCAGGGGAGGAGCAGCACCGGCUU
Ficedula albicollis (Collared flycatcher) is the source of this 1679-nucleotide messenger RNA. It is a transcript of the gene HTR4, whose product is annotated as 5-hydroxytryptamine receptor 4. Gene Ontology annotation, molecular function: G protein-coupled serotonin receptor activity. Lineage: Eukaryota; Metazoa; Chordata; Aves; Passeriformes; Muscicapidae. Gene Ontology annotation, cellular component: plasma membrane. The record is from RefSeq and is a predicted model, not a curated record. Bases 75 to 1283 code for a protein of 402 amino acids. The transcript has 7 exons. Gene Ontology annotation, biological process: chemical synaptic transmission; adenylate cyclase-activating adrenergic receptor signaling pathway; regulation of appetite.